ACUCGGUUGGCUUUAAGGUGGAAGCGGCCGGAGCGGGAGACGACGCGAUGCUCGGCCAGGACGGCGAGGACUUCCCGCGGUACAGCACCAUGCAGAGUCACUUCACCGCCCUGCUGCAGCCCGGGGUGAACAAGUUCUCCCUGCGGAUGUUCGGCAGCCAGAAGGGGGUGGAGAAGGAGCAGCAGCGGGUCAAAACAGCUGGCUAUUGGAUUAUCCACCCGUACAGCGAUUUUCGGUUUUAUUGGGAUUUGAUAAUGCUGAUGCUUAUGGUUGGAAAUCUCAUCAUUAUUCCUGUGGGAAUCACCUUCUUCACUGAGUCAACGUCAACCAUUUGGAUUGUUUUUAAUGUUGCAUCUGACACCUUCUUCCUUUUGGACCUGAUUGUCAAUUUUAGAACUGGAAUUGUUGUUGAAGAUAAUGCCGAAAUCAUACUGGACCCAAAUGUUAUCAAGUGGAAAUACUUAAAGAGCUGGUUUAUCAUUGACUUCAUUUCUUCUAUACCAGUGGAUUAUAUCUUCCUGAUUAUAGAAAAAGGAUUUGAUUCUGAUGUUUACAAGACUGCCAGAGCACUGAGAAUUGUGAGGUUUACAAAAAUCCUUAGUCUCUUGCGAUUAUUAAGACUUUCAAGACUUAUACGAUAUAUCCACCAGUGGGAGGAGAUUUUUCAUAUGACAUAUGAUUUUGCCAGUGCAGUGGUGAGAAUAUUUAAUCUCAUUGGAAUGAUGCUUCUGUUAUGCCAUUGGGACGGUUGUCUCCAGUUUCUAGUUCCAUUACUUCAGGACUUUCCCCCUGAUUGUUGGGUGUCCCUAAAUGGUAUGGUUAAUGAUUCAUGGGGGAUGCAAUAUUCAUAUGCACUGUUCAAAGCUAUGAGCCAUAUGCUUUGCAUAGGCUAUGGAGCUCGGGCACCAGUGUCUAUGUCUGAUCUCUGGAUAACCAUGUUGAGCAUGAUAGUGGGAGCCACGUGCUAUGCAAUGUUUGUUGGCCAUGCGACAGCUCUUAUCCAGUCAUUAGAUUCAUCAAGACGACAGUAUCAGGAAAAGUACAAGCAAGUGGAACAAUAUAUGUCUUUCCACAAGCUGCCUGCUGAAAUGCGACAGAAGAUACAUGACUAUUAUGAGCACCGCUACCAAGGCAAGAUCUUCGAUGAAGACAAUAUUCUAGAAGAAUUGAAUGAUCCACUUAGGGAGGAGAUUGUCAACUUCAAUUGUCGGAAGCUGGUUGCAACAAUGCCCCUGUUUGCAAAUGCUGACCCAAGUUUUGUGACUAGCAUGCUGAGCAAACUGCGAUUCGAGGUGUUUCAGCCUGGAAACUACAUUGUUCGAGAAGGGUCAAUUGGGAAGAAGAUGUAUUUCAUUCAACAUGGCGUGGCUACUGUUAUCACCAAAUCCAGCAAAGAAAUGAAGCUAUCAGAUGGUUCUUACUUUGGAGAAAUCUGCUUACUCACUAAAGGACGGCGUACUGCCAGUGUGAAAGCUGACACCUACUGUCGACUCUACUCCCUCUCUGUGGAUCAUUUCAAUGAAGUGCUGGAGCAAUACCCAAUGAUGCGAAGGGCAUUUGAAACUGUGGCAAUUGACAGACUGAACAGAAUUGGAAAGAAAAACUCACUCCUUCUACAUAAGGUCCAAAGAGAUCUGAAUACUGGUGUUUUUGAUAACCAAGAGACUGAACUUCUCAAAAAGAUGGUAAAACAAGACCGAGAGAUGGUGCAAUUGACGGAAACACCCCUUAAUACAUCAUUUGGGAUAUUUCCUCCAUUCUCUGUCAACUCAGUCAUCAGAGCUUCUUUCCAGUCUCAACCACCAAAUAUAGCUCAGUUAGAUUUUCAGCAGACUUCUUCACCAAAUUUGAAUACCAGUUCACCAUCUUCUCAGUCGUACAUUAGAGCGCCCCAGCUGGUUCACUCUGCCGCCAACCAGAGUUCACCCACACCCAGUCCACAGGCAGUGGUGCCAUCACCGAGUUCCUUUAAUGCUGUAGUUUCUAGUCCUUCCAUUCAGAGUCCAUUGGCAGGUCGAACUUUCCAAUAUGGUUCACCAAAUGUGUCACAGAUAUCCUUGAUGCAGCAACAGCAGGUACAGACCCCAACUCAACGGCGUGAUUCCAACAAAAGCACACAGGGUUUGCAACCAAUCAGCCUGAGCAGAGAAGCAAGACCCCUCUCAGCAUCGCAGCCCUCUCUGCCUCAUGAGGUGACACCAUUAAUUGUCAAACCACAUCCAUCUUCAGGAGAAUCACUAGCAGCUGUACCUGUCUCCAGUACACAGGGUACAGUACCUCAAGGUGGAGUCCGAAGCACUGUUCCUCAAAGAGUGGCCCUCUUCCGGCAUAUGUCCUCAGGAGCUCUACCACCACCUCGAGGGCCACAAGUAGCCUCACCAGCCCAAAAGAGGGAAACAUCUACAGUCUUAAAUACAGAUACUAAUCAAGGAAGACCACGAUUUCCCUCUAAUUUAUGACCCUAAAGGUUUUGUUCAGUGCCGACUUGUUUUCGUGAAUUACUGAGAUUCUUCACCAAUGUUAAUUACAAGGUAACCUCAUUGUUCAUGAGGAUAGUCUUAUCACCUUCUGACAGA
Molecule: messenger RNA, 2576 nt
Organism: Hemiscyllium ocellatum (epaulette shark)
Lineage: Eukaryota; Metazoa; Chordata; Chondrichthyes; Orectolobiformes; Hemiscylliidae
Product: potassium/sodium hyperpolarization-activated cyclic nucleotide-gated channel 1-like
Exons: 8
Coding region: 48-2459 (803 amino acids)
Biological process (GO): transmembrane transport; potassium ion transport
Cellular component (GO): membrane
Molecular function (GO): voltage-gated potassium channel activity
Source: RefSeq, a predicted model, not a curated record